Molecule: messenger RNA, 1722 nt
Organism: Rotaria sordida
Lineage: Eukaryota; Metazoa; Rotifera; Eurotatoria; Philodinida; Philodinidae
Source: the annotation of a GenBank genome assembly
UUGAUGAGAGAAUAUAUUUGUCCUCUGUCUAAGGAGAAAUUUUAAUAUUUGCAUUUUUAUUAUACAAAAAAGAAAAAUACAAAGAAAGAACUAAUAAAUAUCCGGAUACUUUUAGAGCUAAUUGUUCAUUGUGAAAAAUAGAAGUUUAGAUGAAAGAAUUUAAAUAGUAAUUAAACAAGACUAUUGACAGGUAUACUACGAGAACAGCAUAUCUCAAUUUCCUUCCAUUUCAUGUACUUGUAAAAAGAUUACUUUUUUUUUUAUUAUUCUCGUUCACAUAAAACAUUUAGAAUUACGAUUACGGUUUCUUUUGUUCUUUCACAUUUAUGGAAACUUAUAACUGUCAUACAUUAGCUUGUCAUAAUAUUAUAUUUUGUAUUAUAUGAUUCGAGGUAUAGUUAAUGAAAUGCAUAGAAAUUCUAAUGUUAUUGCUAAAAAAUAUAUCUUCAUAUAUAUGAAAAUAAAACAAAAGUGCCAACAUUUAAUAUUGUUCUCUUUUCCUAUUCUCAAUGAUAACGGGAAGAAAAAAAAAACAUUUCCGCAGUCUACUAAGGUUUUACUCAUAGAAAAGAAAAGUUUGUUGUGUCCCAGUUCAAAGGUAUCCAAUAUAAAAGAUGUGUUCUACAUAAUAUACUACUCAUUCAACUAACUCUAUUUUUCCCAUCUGUUACAUUAUAUAAUUGGUUGAUAGAAACUUAGUAUUUUUAUGCUAGUAGAAAUCACUAAAAAACUUCCUAGUUUAGCAAUAGAAGUUUUUAUAUAAGUACCAUGAGUUUUAUAUAGUUUAUAAAUUUAUGAUACGAACUAAUCGAAAGCUGACAAAAAAAUACAGACACAUUUCUUAUUAGACUUAGUCGAAUAAUCUGAAUGUAUAAUAUUUAUUUUUCUGGAUUAUAUCCAUUUUAAUGAAAUCCUUUCCUGAAUGAAAAAAAAAUCUAGCAGCAAACACUACUUAGUCUCUUAGAAAGAAAUGCUCUUAUCCAAUUAAUUUUUUUUUUAAAGAUCUCUUGUAUUAUUUAAAAUUUAUCUAUUUCAUCAUUAUACUACAUUUAAAAUCAGGGAUAUUACAAUUCUAUUAUUUCUUGAAAAAAAUAAACAUUCAUUAAAACUGAAAUAUAUAAGAUAUUUUUGGUAAUAUGAAACUUAUUUUUAAUUGGAAAUCAAUAUUUACUGUUUAAAUACCAAAACUAAAACUAAUGACUAUCAGAUAGAAUUUUUUUGUUUUUUGUUACUCUUCAGAACAUCUGUAAUAUAUAUAUAAUUUCUUUAGAUAAUACAUUACGUCCAGUAUCAACAAUAAAUGUUGAAAUGCCAAUUCGUAAAAUGGAAAAAGCUUCAUCAAAAAAAAGUCUUGCUAAUAAAUUUGGUAAAUCAAUAUCAAAUUUAAAAUCAACUAUGUCAAAAGCAUUACAACCUCAUAUAUCAUCAAAUGAAAAUGAAUCUCAAAUAAUUGAUUCAUCAUCAUAUCAAUUGAAUCAACAAAUUCAAAAUAAAUCUUUAGAUAAUCAAUUAUCAAAUAAUUUAUUAAAAAAAUUACAAAAUGAUAUUGAUAUAUUAAAAGAAUUAUUAGAUAAAAAAGAAUUAUUAAUUAUUGAUUUGACAAAAAAAUCUCGUGAUGAAUAUUUAAAAUUUGAUGAAGAAAAAAUUCAAUUAAAUCAAAAAAUUGAACAAUUACAAAAUGAAAAUAUUAAAUUAAAAAAGCAAUUAUUAAAUAUUCAAUAA